UUUUACAAAAGUCAGUUUUGACGGGUCUGGUUAUGACCAUGUUAUAAGUUUUUGUGAAAAAGUAAAAAGUAAAAAGUUAUUAUAUUGUUUAAAAUUUAAAGUUGAUAAAUUCAUUCAAAAUUUUAAAUGGUUUUGCUGCGAAGAACGCUAUACAUAAUAUACAUAAAUAGUAAAUAAAACAGCACAUCCUUGACUAUUGAUUUAACUUUUGUAUUCUGCCAAAUGUCUCUUUUGGAUGGUGGUUAUAUUGAUUGUAGGCGUCAGACUGGUGGGCAGAAAAUCAUAUUCGAUAGUGUUUACAGCAAACGCAAUGUUCAUCAUAUAUGGGAAGGAUGGAGUUUUGUUGUACUUGGAGUGUUAAUAUUAUUGGGAUAUACCUGUCGAUAUAACUUACAUGAGAACUUACCAAAAGCUCUUGGAAAUUCGGAUCUUCUUUACAAUCCACAUUCAUUUAUUGCUGAGAGAGCAUGGAAAGAUUUAAAAAUUUUAACAAACUUUGGGCCCCGUGUGGUUGGUAGUUAUAGCAAUGAAGUGUUGGCCGUAGAUUUUCUGAAACGAGAAAUAUCUUACAUCAAGCAAUUAGCACACAAAAAUCAACGCAUUGAAUUAGAUGUACAGGUCGUUAGUGGUACAUAUUGGACUGGUUUUAAACCAUAUGGAAUGACGACCAUGUAUCGUAAUAUUCAGAAUGUUGUAGUAAAAUUGCAUGGAGAAUAUAAAUUGAACCAGGGACAUCAAAAUACUAAUUUUAAAGAUAAAGCAUUGUUACUAAAUUGCCAUUUUGAUACGGUACCAGGCAGUCCAGGAGCGAGCGAUGAUGCUGCAAAUUGUGUGGUAAUGUUGGAGAUACUAAGAGUUUUGUCACGCAGUGAAAAACGUUUGAAACAUUCAAUAAUAUUUUUAUUUAAUGGAGCAGAAGAGACUGGUCUUCAGGCAUCCCAUGGUUUUAUAACAAAGCACAAAUGGGCACCGGAAAUAAAAGCUUUUAUUAAUUUGGAAUCUGUGGGAUCUGGAGGAAAAGAACUUCUUUUUCAAAAUAAUCGGAAUAAUUCAUGGCUUAUGCAGAUGUAUGCUGAUUCAGUGCCGUAUCCAAGUGCGCAAGUGGCUGCAGAAGAAAUUUUUGAUUCUGGUCUUAUUCCUUCUGACACAGAUUACCGAAUUUUUUCAAAUUUCCGCGGUUUACCAGGACUAGAUUUUGCCCACAUCAUCAAUGGUCAACGCUAUCAUACAAAAUUUGAUUCAUUAGAUUAUUUGCCAAAUGGUAGCAUACAACACACAGGAUGCAAUAUAUUGGAGCUAACAAAAGCAAUAGCAGAUUCAGAUGAGUUUGGCAUUGUACAACCUGCUUUUGACGGAUCCUCUGUUUAUUAUGAUAUAUUUGGGAUUUACUUCGUCACAUAUUCGGUAGAUUUUGCAACUGUUUUCAAUUACAUUAUUGUAAUUUGUUCAGUUUUACUGCCGUAUAUCGUACUGUCCAGAGCUACCAAAGGAAUAAAUAAAAAACAUUUAAGAUACGAAAUAUUUUUGGGCUUUCUAAUUAAAACGAUCAGCUUAGUAACAUCAUGUGCCUGUUGCUAUGCUAUUGCAUAUGAUCUAGAUGUGAUGGGAAAACCAAUGACAUGGUAUUCAAAUACAUUUUUGUGUAUUCCAACUUAUUGUUUAGUUACAAUCUUUGUUCAGAGUAUAGCGCAUUUAAUUUUUAAUCGUAAUCAAAAGACUCCACUAAGUUUGGCAUUACAAACUCAAGCACGCUUGAUAGGUACCAGCUUUUUUUGGGGCAUACUUUCAGCUGCAUUAACUGGAGCUGGUAUACGAACUGCAUAUGCUCUAAUUGUCCCACUUCUUAUUACGUUAUUGGCUAACUUAAUAAUUGGAAUAUUGAAGUUUGAAAAUACAAUUCGACGGUGGUUGUAUAUUCAUUUAGCUGGACAAGUACUAGUAGCUUUAUGGACUUUAAACUUUUAUAAUAUGGUUGUGGAUGUUUUUAUUUCGACAGCAGGUCGAUCUGGUGGAAAGAAAAACCCAGACGUUAUGGUUGCCAUAAUUUGCAGUACAUUCACAUUUUUUACUACCAGUUAUUUAACUCCUUUAGUUAUUCUCUUUAAGAAAUGCAAAAACUUUCUUGUUAUACUUUUUGCCACAUAUAUUAUUACAAGAUUUUACUUCAUUUCUUUUACACACUAUGGUUUCCCAUAUAGAGAUGAUAAGAGUGGUGAUCCCAGAGUCCAACGACAUUAUAUAACGCAUUCCAUAAGGACAUUGUACGAUAAACAAGGAGACCUUCGUUAUACAGAUUCCGGAUUUUGGUUUCAAGAAAUGGAUCGAAAUGCGCGUAAAACUAUUGAAAGUUUAACAAUGCCCGAAGAACCAAUACCACAGGAUGAAAAUAUUCUUUGUAAGAGUGAAGUUUUUUGCGGACUUCCGUUGCUUUCAGCGCGUCAACUUUUGCCUGGCGGCUUUUGGGUACCAGGUCCAGCGCCGGUUGUUCGUGAAAUUGGCCAUUUUAAACUUGUUUUACAUGAAAAACUAACAACUGGUCGGCAUAGAAUGCAUUUUAUGAUAACUGGAAAUUAUUUGAUGUCUUUAAAUAUUCGCCCAAAGGAAUCAGUGACACUUGAAAGUUGGAAUUUAACACCACGAUUGCCACCUGAAACAGUUUUUAAUAAACAGAAAUGCUAUUUUGUUAUGAUUACACAUGGAUUAGAGCAUGAGACGAUUAAUAUAACAUUGACACUUAAGACUGCUGAUGAAGAUUUUAAGCGUUCACUUAUUGAUGUUACAUUAGUAACCGCACAUUUUGAGCACAAUAAGGAACAUACAUCAAUUUUUGCAAAUUUAUUGGGAAAACUACCAAGCUGGACAUAUGCAGUACCAUCAGUGGCUUCUCUUAAAUCAUGGACUUUUUAAUUACAAAUCGUAGUAGUUAUAAUUUAAGUGAAUUAAUUAAUAUUAUUUAUGUUUACGCAUUUAAAUAAUUACCAAUAUUGAUCAUAAGCUUAUAAACUUUUAAAAAUUUUUAAUGUA
Lucilia cuprina (Australian sheep blowfly) is the source of this 3024-nucleotide messenger RNA. RefSeq names its product endoplasmic reticulum metallopeptidase 1-like. The record is from RefSeq and is a predicted model, not a curated record. The transcript is spliced from 13 exons. Bases 223 to 2907 code for a protein of 894 amino acids. Gene Ontology annotation, molecular function: metalloexopeptidase activity. Gene Ontology annotation, biological process: proteolysis. Lineage: Eukaryota; Metazoa; Arthropoda; Insecta; Diptera; Calliphoridae.